GAGAGGGGCGGGGCCCAAAGAAGGCGGGUCUUCCGGCCGACUCCACCGCUGUUGCUAGGGGAAACAGCCGCAGGGCGGCGGAAGGAGCUGAGGACCUGCAGCAGUUGGCGAGGCGGGAGCGCGGAAACGAUGGCUGUCAUGGCGGCCUCGGGGCCCGGGUGUCGUACCUGGUGCUUGUGUCCCGAGGUGCCAUCCGCCACCUUCUUCACUGCGCUGCUCUCGCUGCUGGUGUCCGGGCCCCGCCUGUUCCUGCUGCAGCCGCCCCUGGCGCCCUCGGGCCUCUCACUGAAGUCGGAGGCCCUGCGCAACUGGCAAGUUUACAGGCUAGUGACCUACAUCUUUGUCUACGAGAAUCCGAUCUCCCUGCUCUGUGGUGCCAUCAUCAUCUGGCGCUUCGCUGGCAAUUUUGAAAGAACUGUGGGCACCGUCCGCCACUGCUUCUUCACCUUGAUCUUCGCCAUCUGCUCUGCUAUCAUCUUCCUGUCGUUUGAGGCUGUGUCAUCACUGUCAAAGCUCGGGGAGGUGGAGGAUGCCAGAGGUUUCACCCCGGUGGCUUUUGCCAUGCUGGGAGUCACGUCUGUCCGCUCCCGGAUGAGGAGGGCUCUGGUGUUUGGUGUGGUUGUGCCCUCAGUCCUGGUGCCAUGGCUCCUGCUGGGCGCCUCUUGGCUCAUUCCGCAGACCUCUUUCCUCAGUAACGUCUGUGGACUUUCAAUUGGGCUAGCAUAUGGCCUCACAUACUGCUAUUCCCUCGACCUCUCAGAGCGAGUAGCACUGAAACUUGAUCAGAAGUUCCCCUUCAGCCUCAUGAGAAGGAUAUCCAUGUUCAAGUACGUCUCGGGGUCUUCCGCCGAAAGAAGGGCAGCCCAGAGCCGGAAGCUGAACCCUGUGCCCGGCUCCUAUCCCACACAGAGCUGCCACCCUCACCUGUCCUCCAGCCACCCCAUCACGCAGAUGCAGCAUGCCAGUGGUCAGAAACUAGCUUCUUGGCCCACUUGCACUCCUGGGCACAUGCCCAACCUGCCCCCCUACCAGCCUGCCUCCGGCCUGUGUUACGUGCAGAACCAUUUUGGUCCCAACCCCAACUCCUCCAGUGUUUACCCAGCUUCUGCGGUAACCUCCCUGGGAGUCCAGCCCCCUGCCCCUGUCAGCUGCCCUGGCACAGUGUAUUCCGGGGCCCUGGGCACUCCUGGGGCUGCAGGCUCCAAGGAGUCUUCAAGGGUCCCCAUCCCCUGAGAGAAUUUCUGGGGAAGUUAUCUCCUAUCUUGGUUUUCUGAAGAAGGUCUUCUGUGAGCUAAGAUUUUCCUGACAAAUUAUUUAUUGAACACCUCUAUGUGCCAGGCUCCGUGUUGAGUACUUUGAUAAAUGUCCCUAUUUCAGUCUCAUUUGUGCUCAUGGCAGCUUUGUGAAGUACCAUUUACUGUUGCCAGUUUACAGAUGCAUAAGGUGAGACAGUCUGUGCCUGCAUCGAGUCACGUGGCUCUUGGAGCAGCACUGCCGGGCUUCGUGGCCCCAGGUCCCAGCCUCCUCCCAGAAAACACACGGGAGAAAAGGGCAGUGGCUGUCAGUGGCUAUUUUCAGCUCCACUAUCCUUCCUGCCCUCGUGUGCUGUUCUCUUGGUUAUAGUGUCCCUGUGUCCGUGUCUCUGCCCUUCAGGAACUCCCAGCUGGUGUGUGCUUGGCAGUCCCCAGGCCUUUGUAGCGUAUCUCCCCUCCGCAGUCCCCCUACCCAGACUCUUCUGUCCCAGAAGUGGAGAGACAGUCCCACGUGAGCCACAGCAGCAUGCUGGUGGGUCCACGGUGUUGAUUACCUUUGUAUAAAGAAAUAGCCUCUGA
Microcebus murinus (gray mouse lemur) is the source of this 1832-nucleotide messenger RNA. RefSeq names its product rhomboid domain containing 2 (gene RHBDD2). NCBI's taxonomy places the organism in Eukaryota, Metazoa, Chordata, Mammalia, Primates, Cheirogaleidae. The record is from RefSeq and is a predicted model, not a curated record. Gene Ontology annotation, molecular function: serine-type endopeptidase activity. Gene Ontology annotation, cellular component: membrane.